UCACAGUUGAUCCUUGGCAUCGGAACGCCGUUGGCGCUGUCACGGGAGAACGUGAUUAUUGGUGCCUUUGUAAAGUUCGUUUACGACAUGCCGGCGAACGCGACGGACUUCACCGAGCCCGGAGUCUAUUACUCUCGAACGCAGAAGAGCAGAUGGAGCAUUUACAAGGCGUUGGAGAAGGUCGCGGGCCUCUACGGAUUCGGCGGGAAACAAUGCCUGUUGAAAGCCAUUUGCGAGACUGCCGCGAUGCCAUUCGAAGGCACUCACAGCUUAUUGGGACAGUUGCUGCAC
This is a messenger RNA of Ceratina calcarata, 291 nucleotides long. RefSeq lists its product as uncharacterized. NCBI's taxonomy places the organism in Eukaryota, Metazoa, Arthropoda, Insecta, Hymenoptera, Apidae. The transcript has a single exon. The annotation marks the transcript as partial. The record is from RefSeq and is a predicted model, not a curated record.